This is a messenger RNA of Daktulosphaira vitifoliae (grape phylloxera), 1802 nucleotides long. RefSeq names its product cytochrome P450 4c21-like. Bases 125 to 1684 code for a protein of 519 amino acids. Gene Ontology annotation, molecular function: heme binding; oxidoreductase activity, acting on paired donors, with incorporation or reduction of molecular oxygen; monooxygenase activity. The record is from RefSeq and is a predicted model, not a curated record. The transcript has 8 exons. NCBI's taxonomy places the organism in Eukaryota, Metazoa, Arthropoda, Insecta, Hemiptera, Phylloxeridae.
CAAUAGAUGUAUACCUGUAAUCAAAGAUUAAGUAAAGUUAAUUUUUUACCAAAUUUAAAGAAAAUAAAUAAAUAUUUUGUCUUUUUGAUGCGUUAUUGUUCAAAUUUACACUGUAGCCAAAAUUAUGUUUACCCAGAAACAGGUAUUCAUUUUUACAUUAAAAGUCUGUUCAAAUAAUUAUUUAGCAGUAAUUUUAGCUGUAAUUAUUUUGAUGGUAAUUUUAUUCAAAAAUAAAAAUGAUAGGAGAACAUACUUAGCAAAACAAAUAAGUGGCCUAAAUGGAUUAUCUUAUGUUGGAAUUUUACCUCUUUUAUUUCAAGGUCCAGAAACAAUUUUGACUUUAACCCUACAAUUAUUUAGAAGAUUUGGAAAAUCUACGUUUAAAAUCUGGAUACUAGAUAACUUGUACAUUUUUCCGACAAAACCAGAAGAUAUAGAAAUAAUUUUAAACAACACUAUGCUCUUCAAAAAAUCGAACGAUUAUUUGGUAUUAAAAGAAUCAAUUAUGAGUCAAGGAAUAUUCUCUUCAGAAAAGUAUCACAAAUGGAAAACUAACAGAAAAAUGGUAGCUACGGGAUUUAAUUUUUCUAUUAUAAAAUCUUUUAUACCAAUAUUCUACGAAGAAGCUAUGAUUCUUGGUAAUAUAUUAUAUAAAAGGCGUAAUUUUUAUACACACGAAUGUGAAGUCAGUAAAUCAGUUAGCAUGGCAACAAUGGAAAUGAUCGGAAGAACGGCUUUCGGAGUAAAAUUUAAUGCUCAACAUAAUAGUAAUCAUGAAUUUGUCUCUCACUUUAAAAUUAUUCAAAAGGCAUGGGCUUACAGAAUUCUCCACCCAUGGUUUCUAAACAAAACAUUAUUUAAAAUGUCAUCUGUGAAACAGAAACAUGAUAAGAGUCAACGUAUAAUUUUCGAUUUUAUAGACAAUUUAUUAAAAAAAAAACAAGCAGAGAUGAAUGAAAAAAAAAACAACUAUGAUCUAGAAAACGUUAACGAUUGCAAAAAAACAAAAACCCUUAUAGAAAUUUUACUGGAAAAUGAGAAUAUGAAGCAUACACAAAUUCGUCAAGAAGCUAUAACUGUUAUAAUUGGGGGACAAGAUACAACAGCUUUUACUAAUUCAUGUAUACUAUUUAUGUUGGCUCAUCAUCAAGAUGUUCAAGAUAAUGUGUUUGAAGAAAUAAGUACAAUAUUUUCAUCUGGUGAUCCUGAUCGAAUACCAACUUACGAGGAUUUGCAACAAAUGAAAUACCUUGAGUGUGUUAUUAAAGAAACCCUAAGAUUGUAUCCACCAUUACCUUUUAUGUGCAAAAAUGUUCAACAAGAAUUUAAAUUGGGAAAUCACUUGAUUCCUGCAGAUUCAACACUAACAAUAUUCAUUCCAGGCAUUCAUUUAAAUCCAAAAUAUUAUGAUAAGCCAAGAUCAUUCAAUCCGGAUAAUUUCUUGCCAGAUGUGUAUCGUCAACGGCAUCCAUGUACCUUUAUCCCAUUUAGCGCAGGAUAUAGAAAUUGUAUUGGUGUAAAAUAUGCAAUGACUCAAAUGAAAACUGUUAUAUCUACUUUAGUGAGAUUUUAUCAUUUUUCUCCAUCAGCCAGAUAUCCUUCGUCAAAAAGUUUAAGGUUGGAGUUUUUAGGAUCACUUAAGUUUAUUAACGGUUGUUAUAUAAACAUAAGAUUUCGAACAUAAUUCUACUCUUAAUGUAUAAUUUAUUAUUGCUGAUUUUAUCACUUGCUAUUGUGAUAAUUCAUUUUGCGACAAAUUCAAUCUAUUAUUUAAAUAUUAAUUUACUUCAAGAGAAUACAAA